UUACUUUGUUAUUUCUAUUUUAUCCGUGGCAUUACGGGUGAAAUAGUAAUGACAUUUCGAUAAUUUCUGUUAUUACCUUUAAUCGAAUCUGAAGAUGGAAGCUGCUCCGCGACUACCUAUGAUAAGUUGUGAUCUUAAACUAAGUCCGAGUAAUACAGAAUUUGGUCCUAUACUUAAAAAGUAUAUUAGAGAUCAUUACCAUGAAGAUCCAGAAUCUUACAACAAGGAGAUAAAAGAACUUGAGGCAUUAAGACAGAAUGCAAUUAAAGCUCCAAUGGAUUUCACAGGAUGCAGCAUCAUGAAGCGUUAUUAUUCUCAACUUCAUAAAUUACAAAGUCGUUUUCCUAUGACUGAUGAUGGGGCAGCUUGUGUACCAUUCAUGUGGACGGAUAUAUAUUCAGGAGUUGCAUACAACAUCACUGAUAUUGAAUAUGAAGAAGCAUGCAUACUAUACAAUAUUGGUGCAUUACAUUCCAAAUUAGGAACUAUGGAUUCAAGAAGUGAUGCUGAGGGCAUGAAGAUCGCAUGCACACAUUUUCAGUGUGCGGCUUGGGCAUUCCAGCAUCUCCGUGAUACUUAUCCACAGCCUAAGGGUAGUGACAUGUCUCAUGAUCUUCUUAUAUUUUUCAUAAAUAUUAUGUUGGCGCAGGCCCAGGAAUGCAUUUUGGAAAAAUCUAUGUUAGACAGCAGGAAGUCUACAAUUACUGCAAAAAUUGCAACACAAAUACUUGACUACUAUAAAUGCGCCUUGGGCAUAAUGGUAUCAGGCAGUCCCAGUACGGACACUGGAAGUAUUUUAGAUAUAGUUGGAUCUAAAAUUUUCAAGAGUUGGAAGAAAUUCAUUGAAUUUAAGAUGUCUUAUUAUACAAGUAUUUCUCAUUUAUAUAUGGGCAAUUUGGCUGAAGAGCAUGAAAAAUGGGGAGAGCGUGUUGCUUGGUUUCAAUCAGCAUAUGAUCAUUUGACAGAAGCCUUCAAAAUUGCAAAAAAUAUUGACAAUAAUGAUUUGACUGAAUCUUUAACCUUUACCAUGGAUGUUAUUGGGGGCAAGCAUAAUUCAUCUAAAAAGGAAAAUGAGUUUGUGUAUCAUGAGAAAGUACCGGCACUUAGUAGUUUACCUGAACUAAAAGGGGCAUCCUUAGUCAAAGGAAUACCUUUCAGUAUAACUGAUCCAGAUGUGUCUGGACCAGAUAUUUUUGCACGCUUGGUUCCAAUGGAAGCACAUGAAACUUCAUCAUUGUAUAGUGAAGAGAAGGCAAAGAUUUUGAGGUCUGUUGUAUCAAAAAUUGAAGGGAAAAAUGAAGAGCUAAUGGCAUAUUUAUCAUCUCUACAACUUGAAAGUGGAUUGUCUUUCCAAGAUCAAGAAAAAAUCCCACAAGAAUUGCUUGAGAAAUGUGCGGCAAUGAGUGUGAAACCAAAUGCUAUUUCAGAAUUGACUGAAUCAAUGAAUGAAUUGUUAAGAAUAUCUAAAGAAGUUGAUGAGGCAUUAAAGCAGUCAUCAGCAAUUCUUACAGAAGAGGAAGAAAAGGAAUUGAAAUAUCAGGAAACCUUUGGAAAAAGAGGACCUUCUAUGAUCAUUGUUGAACUCAAGAAAGAAUGUUCAAAGUAUGAAGAAGCUCAUAAAAGGGCAGUUGAAUCAAACAAUACUUUGCAUACUGCUAUAAAUGUUCAUGUGAGCAAUAUAAGCAAAUUGCUUUUGCCUCUUGAAGAAUUGGCAGAAAUACUACCUUCUAUGAACUCUAUUAAAACUCCUGAAAACGUGAAAAUUGUGGAGGAGUUCAAUCACUUAAUAAAUAAAGUUGAAGAAAUGCGUAAACAAAGGCAGUAUUUGGAACAACAAUUGAGAGACUCUUUGAUUAAAGAUGAUAUUACUAAACGCUUAGUUACUUUGAGCAAGAAGGAAGAUCUGCAAAAUACUUUUGCUGAAGAACUGAAGAAACAUUCAGAAAUUUUGACUUAUCUGGACCAGAAUUUAGCUGCACAAGAUAAUAUUCUAUGUGCACUGACAGAAGCUAAUGCUCAUUAUGCUGAAACAAGGAAGGCCAUAACAGAAAUCAAACACCAACGUGCUGAUAUGACAAAUGCUCUUGUGAGUUCCUAUGAAGCAUAUGAUGACUUAAUUUUAAAAAUAAAGAAAGGACUAGAGUUCUAUCAGAAACUUCAAACCAAUGUUACUCGUCUUCUUACUCGAAUACGAAGUGUCACUAAAGUACAGGAUGAAGAAAGAUCUCAGAUGAUAACUGCUGAUUUACGGAAAGGAUCAAAAAUGUCACAAAAUACAAGUGUUAACGUGUCUUCAGAGCAGCGUGUUCCAAAAUUAAAAGACUAUUUGCAACAUUUCGCAAAACGAGGAACAGUUAGUUCGAUGCCUGGUGUGCCUUAUAAUGGCUACCCAUCAACUCAAGUUCAGUCAGUGCCAUCAGUAACUCCUCAAUUUGUAACAGAACCCAUGCGGCAAGCUACGUUAGGUGGACCUGUGAGUGCAGAAUUUGAUAGAAAAUUAAAGCCUGCAAUGUUAGACAGUACCCGGAAAGAUGAGAAUUUGGAAAUAUCUUCUAUAGGUGUUCGCCCUACUCCUGUUGGAUCUGAACAAACAUCUAUUCCUGCAAUGUGUACCACUGCACUCUCAAGUGCUGAUGUCGAUCAAAGUUCUGCACAGCCUCAGCACUGGCCUCAGGCUAUGACACCAUCAGCUACAUUUAGUGGUUAUGGCACAGCUAAUAUACCAUAUCAAUAUCCAGCUGUAACAAACUCUCACUCCCAGUUACCAUCUAGUGCUACAUUUACUAGUUUGAGAGAUGCAAAUUUGCAGGCUUCCCAAACAUAUAGCAGUAUGCCUUUAUCUAGUAAUAACAACUCUGCAAGUCUUUACUAUAAUGAUAAACUGAAUUUUGCAUCACCUCAGCUGCAAGGCAGUGUACCUGCAGCAGUGGCUUCAAGUGCAGAAAGUUCAAAUACAGUUGCUGGAUCCAUUUUCCAGUCAAUACAAACCUCUGUAGCUUAUCCUUACAAUAAUAAUAUGCCUGCAUCUACUGCAGGUCCUAGUUCUAAUGUUUCACAUACUAGUAGGGAAUCAGUGAGUUAUUCAGCUACUAAUAUUGGACAAAAAUGUGAUAAUUUUGCCACUAUUAGGAAUCCUGUUAGGGCCUCAGUGCCUCAAUAUGGUGGUUUUAGUCAGUUCAAUAAUAAUGUCCCGUCUGUUGCAAGUUCAAAUAUGCCAACUUUUGGACAGCAUGUUGUUUCUCCCAACAGCACUGCCUCACAGAUUAGUUAUCAACAUCAAGUAUAUCCAUUUGCAGAGCAGUCAAAAUUAUUUCAUCCACCAGCAGGACAGCAAAAUCAAUAUCAUUUACCACAAGGGAAUCAGUUUACUCCACCACCAGGAUAUAUUUUACCAUCUUCAACUUACGAUCCAAGAAUUCAAGCCAGUGCAAGCUAUGAUCCAAGGAUCCAGACAGGUGUUAAUAAUUACCACCCUUCUGUGCAGUAUUACCAUGCAUCUGGGAAUGUAGUUCAGGCUGGACAGUCAAGUGUUACUGCUUCUAUGGACACGAGGACAAGCACAUUCAAUUCAGUAAAUCCAUAUUCAUUUGCUAGGAUUCCUUCUAGCAGUCAGCCACAGCAUAUUCCAAGUAGUCAUGUGAUGAACUCUUCAGAUGGUAAAAUGUACAUGACUCCUAAUGCUGUUGUUACUAAUUCUCAAAUAUCUUCUUCUGUUAAGACUAUUCCACAAACUAGUUUUAGCUCAAUGAAUGCUGCUGUCCCUCCUGGUACUACUAUGUACAGUUCAGUGGCUCCUAAUUCAUUCCAACCUACAAUAGAAAAUGCAUCAGUGGCCUAUCCUGGGGGACAGUCUACCUAUCAAAAUGUUCCUUCAUCACUUAAUCAGUUUUCUUCUCCAGUCAGUCAGCAGCCUUCAGCCUCAGCUUAUUCAGGAACUGUGAUGAACACUCCUGGAAGUAUUGCAUCUCAGCAUCUUGCCACACAACAGUCGAAUGUUUCAUCUACUUUGCAGAGUGCACCACUUCCUUAUUCUGGUAAUGCAUAUGCUACUCAGCAACCUUUUCCGCCUGCUGUUGAUCCACUAAGCAACUGCAGCAUGGCAAGUGCUAAUGGGAUUUAUAACUCUAAUAAUAGUAUACCUAAUCAGCAACUUCCUAUUCCAAUAGAACCAAUACCUCUUGUGCCUAGCCCACCUGUUCAGCCUGCUGCCAUAGCUGAAAUUUCUCAGGUUGCUGAAUUGAAGAGUCCUGCUCCAGUUGUUCUGAGCUCAACUUAUACAGAGUCACAGUUAAAAAGUGUUUCUGACAAUAUCACACAACAGCCAAAACCUAACACAGCUGAUGCCACAGAAGCUAAAAUAGAGCUUACAGCACAAUCACCUGUUCAUGCAUUGGAGCCUAAGGUAAGUGUAUAUUUUUUUAAACAUGUACAAAGGGUGUUUCAAACAAUGGAAUGGCAAUAG
Messenger RNA from Stegodyphus dumicola, 4462 nucleotides. RefSeq names its product tyrosine-protein phosphatase non-receptor type protein myopic (gene mop). Gene Ontology annotation, biological process: endocytic recycling; early endosome to late endosome transport; protein transport to vacuole involved in ubiquitin-dependent protein catabolic process via the multivesicular body sorting pathway. Gene Ontology annotation, cellular component: endosome. The record is from RefSeq and is a predicted model, not a curated record. Gene Ontology annotation, molecular function: protein tyrosine phosphatase activity; protein binding. NCBI's taxonomy places the organism in Eukaryota, Metazoa, Arthropoda, Arachnida, Araneae, Eresidae.